GGAACCGCAGAGCGCGACUGCGCGCGCAGACCUGCGGGUGUAGAGAGACUGAGGCCCAAGGAUGGAGCUGCCGGAUCCAGUACGCCAGCGGCUGGGAAACUUCAGCCGGACAGUGUUCCGCGACUCCAGCCGGACCGGGCCGGAGUACAAUGGGGGUCCGGGAUUCAUCUUGCUAACUCACAUUUAAUUUCUACAAGUAGUGUGCAGAAAAAUCAGCAGACUAUCAUGGCAAAGUAAUAAAGUAAUUGAAGAAUAUGAAACAUAUCCCCAGAUAAUGAGAUGAGCUCCAGUUUGGUCCUGCAGAUGUCACUUUAUUUUAACACUUACUUUUUCCCACUUUGGUGGGUGGGCUCCAUUAUGAUGCUUCAUACGAAGUAUUCGUUCUUGCCUGACUACUACAAAUUCAUUGUGAUCACUAUCAUCGUCCUCGUAACCCUCAUUGAAGCUAUCCGCCUGUACCUGGGCUACAUGGGUAACCUGCAGGAAAAGGUUCCUGAGCUGGCAGGCUUUUGGCUUUUGAGCCUUCUGCUGCAGUUGCCUUUAAUUCUUUUCUUGCUGUUGAAUGAAGGCCUAACAAAUCUGCCCUUGGAAAAAGCAAUGCAUAUCAUCUUCACUAGCUUUCUUACUUUCCAAGUUAUUUUAGCAUUUUAUACCUUGAAGAAAAUGGUCAAUCAGUUGGCAGCUCGUUUCCACCUCCAAGACUUUGACCGGCUCUCUGCAAAUAGAGGAGACUCGAGAAGAGUGAGGUCAUGUAUAGAAGAGAUUUAAUCCAGUGCCACUGAGAGAAAAUCAAAGAUUUUAGAAGACUGUGAAAGUUAGGAAGCAUCAGAGCUCUAGCAUGAGAAAAAGGACAAAGCAAGUAUUUCAAAUUGUGUGCUUUCCAGCUCUGAAAUUCCCAGGUUGAGGGCAGUGAUAAAGCUUCAUAUUACUACAUGAAAGCGGUAUAUUCACCCUAAAACCUACAUGCUAUCCACCUGAGGCUAAAUUUCUUUUUUUAUAUAUGUAGAGUUUUCCAGAUAUGUAGACAUCCGUUAUUGUGUUUUAGUGCAAUAUUUCUAGUUACAACUAUAACUAGAAGUGGAUGUAUUUCUUUCUAAAUUUGUUAUUAUCUUGGCUGUAUAUCUUACCAUGCUUCUUCAAAUACAUAGAAAUGCUAGUCCCAGGGGGUUUUAGCUCAAUCAUAGCAGAGUUGCCUAGCAUGCACAAGGCCCUGUGUUCACUCCCCAGUGCUGCUAAAACAAAAGAAAAACAAAUGCUAGUCAACAUUUUUGUGUAUUAGACUAUAUUCGUAACCAAAAAAUCAAGUUUUCAUGUCUGUUACGAUUAAAUUCUAACCCUAGGAUUUGUUAGCUAUUAUACUGAGGUAAAGAAGACAGGUGUUUUUUGUUGUUGUUGCUGUAUUUGUUUUUGGUGGGGGAGUGGUUUGAGACAGGGUCUCACUAUGUAGUCCAGGCUGGACUUGGACUCGCAGUAGCCCAGACUGGCCUCGAGCUCAUAGUGAUCUCCCUCCCUCAGCCUCCCAAGUGCUGGUGAUACAGAUGUGUGCCACCAUGCCCAGCCUUGACAGGUGGAUUAUCAGGAUACUCAGAGAAUACUUUUGUCAUAAGAAUUGUAACUUUUAUAAAACAGUGUUCAGUAUUUGUUGUGGUGAUGUGCAAAAUGUUUUCAUGAUGAAUUAUUUGUGUUAAUAAAGUAUUAGCAACAGAUUA
Messenger RNA from Cavia porcellus (domestic guinea pig), 1709 nucleotides. It is a transcript of the gene Tmem17, whose product is annotated as transmembrane protein 17. Gene Ontology annotation, cellular component: ciliary transition zone. Gene Ontology annotation, biological process: non-motile cilium assembly. The record is from RefSeq and is a predicted model, not a curated record. Lineage: Eukaryota; Metazoa; Chordata; Mammalia; Rodentia; Caviidae. The transcript has 5 exons. Bases 280 to 768 code for a protein of 162 amino acids.